Molecule: messenger RNA, 3675 nt
Organism: Plasmopara halstedii
Lineage: Eukaryota; Oomycota; Peronosporomycetes; Peronosporales; Peronosporaceae
Product: -trehalose-phosphate synthase (udp-forming) variant 1
Exons: 1
Coding region: 1-3675 (1224 amino acids)
Biological process (GO): trehalose biosynthetic process
Cellular component (GO): cytosol
Molecular function (GO): catalytic activity
Source: RefSeq, a predicted model, not a curated record
AUGGGAGAAGAUUUUGCCGCAGUCCACGCAACGGCCGCGUCACCGCCCACAAGUAGCGCACUAUCGCCUCGUAAUGACUUCUUUGUAUCACAGCGCGCCUCUACGGACUUUGAGCUCAGUCGCCUUGACACGUUGUCGCUAGAGGAGCAACAGAUCUUAGCAAAUAUUCAAGAGCUGCAAAUUCAACUCGUGCAGCUUCGAGCCGAACAGGAAGAGGACAGCGAUGAAGAUACUGCGGAGAAAACGGUCAAUACUACUAGUAAUCAGCUUAUCGUUGUGUCGAACAGUCUCCCUGUGUUGCUAGAACGGCAGCCACAGACUGGGCGCUGGUAUGCCACGAAUACUACGGGCGGAUUAGACAAACUCAUGUGUUUAACGGGUGUUCGGUCUGAAAUGAACUUCUUAUGGGUGGGCUGUGUGGACCAGCACAUUCCCAAAAGCGAACACGAAGCUGUGCGUCGUUUACUGCUGCAACACAAUUGUCUGCCGGUUUUUCUGUCCUCUGAUGUGGCUUCACGCCACACAGGCUUCUCGUCAGAAGUACUUUGGUCGCUUUUACAUUACGUGUCGGAGCCUCUUCCCUUUAACUUUCACACUGGCAAAAGCACAAGCUUUCAUUCGACUAAGAGAUUCAGUAAACAGGACUGGCAAGCGUAUGAAUCGGCGAAUGAGAGCUUUGCAGAUGCAAUUACGGAAAUUUAUAAUGAAGGGGAUGCCGUAUGGGUCCACGACUACCACUUGAUGCUGCUACCAUCAUUACUGCGCCAGCGUAUCCCAUUGUGCCGGAUUGGCUGGUUCUUGCACACGCCGUUUCCAGCGUCGGACGUGUAUUGUAGGUUGCCCGUACGCUCUCAGUUACUGACGGGUGUAUUACAAGCCGAUCUUGUGGGUUUCCAGACGUUGGACUAUGAGCGUCAUUUCUUAUCCACGUGUCAUCGGCUGCUAGGGGUUGAGUAUUCUCACAAAGGCGUCCGAAGCUCACUCUCCGAUCGUAAUCAUUUUACGUCAGUAGGCGUGUUUCCCAUCGGUAUCAAUCUCGAUCCUUUUGCCCAUACUGCUUCUUGUAAGUCAACACUUAAUCGAGUGAAUGAGCUGCAUGAAAAAUUUGGUGGGAAACGUAUCAUUUUGGGUAUCGACCGACUUGACGAUAUUAAGGGCAUUCCACACAAAAUGUUGGCCAUGGAAAUGUUAUUGGAGAGGUUCCCAGAAUGGCAGCACAAUGUCGUUCUCGUUCAAAUUGGCAUCUCGUCUGUCUCAGAUGUUAUCGAUAAUAAAUUUUCGACGGCGAACGCAUCAGGGGAUAAAGCUCGACGCACUGGUGCCACCAGUGCUUCAAGAGAGAACACAGCAAUUCUUCCUCGAUCUUCGUCGUUUCCAAUUGUGAAGGCUGGAAUUUUGAAUGAAAGAGGCAGUCCAGCUCGCGGGCCCUCCGAGUCUCCACCGCCUGCAGUAAGCCCGAUAGCUACUGGUAAGGGAUCUGUUGGCCGUGAUCCGUGCUACCACCUCGAAAUGAGCUCACAUAGUUACCGCAAUAUCGUCACUCAAGUAAAUCAGAUUGUUGGACGUAUCAACGGUAUGUAUGGCACUCUUGACUAUGCACCGAUUCACUUUAUUCAGCAACAAGCGACGGCACAUGAAGAAUUGUGUGCACUGUACGAUUUAGCUGACAUUUGCUUAGUGACCUCGACAUGUGAUGGAAUGAACCUCGUGUCGCACGAGUUUAUUGUUUGCCAGCAGCAUUUUAUGCGCAACAAAGAAGAACGGCUGAAAGCUGCUAAAGCAGUCAGCAGCCGUGCUGAAAGUGGAAUUACAAAAGACCUAGCCGUAAAAUCAAGUCCGGAUGAAGGAACACAGAACAAACCACCGCUACCGCCGAUUACUUCUCCGCUGCAAUCAUCAGCGCCAGUUCUCACGACUUGGGAAGGCGAAGAUGGUGGGCCUGGCGUGUUAGUCGUGAGCGAAUUCGCUGGAUGUUCUCAAUCGCUCAGUGGUGCUAUUGUUGUUAAUCCGUGGAAUAUUGAAGAUGUAGCUUUGAACAUCCACCAAGCACUCAGCAUGUGCCGAACUGAGCGGGAGAUCCGUCAGCAGAAACUUUAUCGCUAUGUCUCGUCUAAUACGGCCUCGAUAUGGGGAGAUCAGUUUUUGAGCGAACUUAACCAAGCAGUCGAGAAGAACCGCAAAUCUUCAAAGCAGUUGCCAAAACUUGACAGCAAAAGCAUCGUGCAAGCGUACAAAAGCGCUCAGAAUCGAGUUAUCAUUUUGGAUUAUGAUCGAACAUUGACUCCACAGCAUUCUCUCCUACCCCUCGCUACUAUGGGACCGAAUUUUAGAGCUCAACUUGAUGCGCUUAGUGCCGAUGAGCGCAAUACGGUCUUCGUUGUUAGUGGGAGAGAGCGAAAAUUUCUUGAAACGUGGUUAAGUGGUGUGCGGGUCGGCAUUGCUGCAGAGGAUGGGUUUUUUUAUCGUAUGAACUUGAGUAACACACGAGAGCACUGGAAGACAAUGAGUAAAUUUCAGUACGACGUUGCAAUAGCUCGGUCUGGCGGAGGUAUAGCCCCAACGGGAGCUGGCGGUGUCAGCAACAGUCUGGAAGCGUCUCAAACCCAAAGCAUGUUGCACAUGAGCAUGGGUAGCUUUCCGGCGUAUGGCCAACAAGCGUCUAGACAGGAACACAUCGAUAAAAGGGAAAAUGAAUCAGUCGCCGGUAAUGGUAUGUCGUGGAAAGACCUAGUGCUUCCUACGAUGUUGUUGUUCACGGAUCGAACUCCUGGAAGCUAUAUAGAUGACAAGGAGAGCUCGUUGACAUGGCACUACGGCGAUGCUGAUCCACACUUUGGAAGCUGGCAAGCAAAGGAUUUGCUUAUAAUUCUAGAACGGAAACUUAUCGGUACGGCACUAGAAGUUUAUCAAGGGCACAAGUCGGUCAGUGUCGAACACGAAGGUUGCACGAAGGCACGAGUUUUGGAGGGCCUUCUUCGACAUUUGUCUCUUUCGGACCAGAUUGCGAAAAAGAAAGACCAAGCAAUCGACUUUGUCAUGUGUGUGUGCGAUGACGUGACCGAUGAUCAAAUGUUUCACACGUUGAAUGCAUUGGUGAUGGAAUCAAAUGAGUGCCAUGAUGCGAGAAAAUGGAAAGAAGAACAAGCAGCGAAUGAACGGAUUCGAAAAAAUUCCAUUGCUCUAGAAACUCCAGUUCCUCUGCAAUUCGAUGCUCAACCAGUGCCGUCCGCUGCUCAUGUUUCAAAGGCGAAACUUCGAAAGCCUCGAUCACCAGAAAAUAAUGUCGUCUCUAACAAUGUUGAAUCGUCAAGAAAGUCAAAGGGAGAAGUGAGAACGCAGAGUCAAAAUGACCAAUUGAUACGGGCAGCAGCUGCAGCAGUGCGAGGUCAUGAAGAUUACUCCACUGACGAUGAUGACGAGCUGCAAGUCGCGGAGUCUCUGGAUGACGAUGACAAAGUGGCAUUUAGUCGCUUGCAGAAGGUGCCUAUUUGCAUGGCAGAAAAUGUGGCGAUCUUUGCCGUUAUUGUUGGCUCAGACGUUAAGCAUAGUGGGGGACGUCAUUCGUGCUCUUUUGCGGUAGAUUCUCUUGCGGACAUUCACAAGGUUCUUAAGGAAUUUGUAGACGUGAGUCGCAAUGGUGUGAGCAUAGCGUCGGAUGUCGUAUUAUCUGACUAA